Anopheles aquasalis is the source of this 1034-nucleotide messenger RNA. RefSeq lists its product as uncharacterized. NCBI's taxonomy places the organism in Eukaryota, Metazoa, Arthropoda, Insecta, Diptera, Culicidae. Gene Ontology annotation, cellular component: extracellular region. Gene Ontology annotation, molecular function: chitin binding. The record is from RefSeq and is a predicted model, not a curated record.
AGUUCGGUAGAAGUUUGUUCGCCGCGUGUCGUUGUCGUUGUUGUUGUGAUCGUUGUUGCCAGUAGUGUGCCCCGGAGAUCGCGUGCUAUGGUCAGGCUGGAGCAGGGCCUGCAGCGCUGCGUUUGUUUCGUUUGUUAGUUCGCCGUGCUCCGAGCUCCGAACUCGUCCGAACUCCGUUAAGGUCUUCUCGAUAAAACAAAAAAUCAUGUUAUUUCGCCGCUCGACCAACUCGAUCGUGUUGCUGAUCUUCGGUUGUCUGCUCAUCAUAGAUGGCCAUGAGGAGACGAAGACGAGCCGCACCAAACGGGGGCGUAACGUGCGAACGUCCGGAUCGCCACAAAGUGCGGCCGUAGAACCGAGCCAGGACCUGCAGGAUACCGGCGCAGCAAGUAGCAGCAGCAACAGCAACAACAAUCAGCAGGAUGUGGCCGUCAUACCGCCCGGAUUUCUGAGUCCCUCGGUUCAGGAGUACCUCGAGCUCGGCAAGUCCAUACCCGGUCGACCGGGGACAGAUUAUCCAAUCCUGGCCGCGAUCCCGUACACCAACUUCUACUGCGACGAACAGGAGUAUCCGGGCUUCUUCGCCGAUAUGGACACACGGUGUCAGGGAUGGCAUUAUUGUGACAUCGAUGGACGGCAAGCUACCUUCCUCUGCCCGAAUGGGACGCAGUUCUCGCAAGCCGUCUUCGUCUGUGACUGGUGGUUCAACGUGCGCUGUGAUCUCUCCCCCCGGUUGUACUCGAUCAAUGCCCGGCUCUACCAGCGGCCAAAGAUUAAUCCGACGCAACCGCACCGCGUGAUAACGAGGCAGCUGGUCGACGAGAUAUUCAACGUUUAACUCAUCGUUUCGUGCGAGGAGUCGUCAGCCGGAGGCCCUCUACCGUCCUCUGUUUCGUUGUAACGUAUUUAUUUUUUCUUUCGUCUUUAUUUGUGUUUGCUAAGAUCGAACACAUGCGAUCGCGAGUGUUCCGUAUUGUCCCGUCGAAUGUAUUAUUUAGAUUUUGUACAAAAAAAAAGAGAAAAAGCACCAGUGG